UUGAAAAGAGAGAGGACACAGACAGCAGCUCUGCGGAGCUCCAGUCUCCUUUUUUCAGACACGUCCGUUCACCAUGGGGACUCAAAGUGACAAACCGGGUCCGGUAAAACCGUUUUGGGGAGCCGUUCAGUGACAGCAGCUGUUGUUUGACUGACAGACAGACCGGUGAGACGUGACGGACAGGUAACCGUUUCAAAUCAAUGGCCUGGGGAAUACGGUGUAACGUUAAGUAUUUAUUUCGGACUUUGCGUCGUUGAGGUUGAAGCAUGGGGCGGUUAUAGCCGGUAGAAGACCGGAGAGGCUUUGCGUCUGGUUUUGCGUGCGCUCCGUCCCCUCCGGUGGACACAACCGAAGACACCGGAGACACGGACGGAGACCGUGUGUCGGCUAGUUCGGCGGAGACAUGGCAGCGGCUAUCGCCAGCGGUUUGAUCCGGCAGAAGCGGCAGGCGAGGGAGCAACACGCCCACCGACCGACGACCCACCGGCGGAGGAAGAGCCCCGGCAAGAAGCAGGGGUUGUGCAACGGGAACCUGGUCGACAUCUUCUCCAAAGUCCGGAUAUUUGGCUUGAAGAAGAGGAGGCUACGGAGGCAAGAACCACAGCUGAAGGGCAUAGUAACCAGGUUGUUCUGCAGGCAGGGCUUCUAUCUCCAGAUGGGCCAGGAUGGAAGUCUGGACGGGACCAAAGACGACAGCACCAACUCAUCUCUGUUUAACUUAAUUCCUGUGGGUCUGAGAGUCGUGGCCAUCCAAUCAGUCAAGACCGGCCUCUACAUCGCCAUGAACGGGGAGGGUCACCUCUACUCAUCGGAACUGUUUACAGCAGAAUGUAAGUUUAAGGAGUCGGUGUUCGAGAACUACUACGUGAUCUACAGCUCUAUGCUCUACAGACAGAAGGAGUCGGGCCGGGCCUGGUUUCUGGGCCUCAACAAGGAGGGACAGGCCAUGAAGGGAAACAGGGUCAAAAAGACCAAACCAGCUGCACACUUUCUGCCUAAACCUAUAGAAGUCGCGAUGUAUCGAGAGCCUUCGUUGCACGACGUAGGGGAGGCGGUGCCUAAAAUCGCUGCUGUGGGCCCGCCUUCCAAAAGCACAACCAGCGAACCGGUGGUCAUGAACGGCGGGAAACCAGUCAGCAAACCUGACAAGGAGGAAACAUAACCCCGCCCCUCUUUCGACCCCCCACUGCUGCACAAUCAUAAACUGCAACAAAAGGUAACAAAAGAAGUUCUGACUGGUCAGCAGUGGGGCAAGUCCCGCCUCUCGUCUCUCCCUAUUGGAUGGAUCCAGCAUCACUGGGGGGUUGGGCCGGAGGGACAGAUUGUGCGGCUUGAGGCGGGGGAAGAGGAGGACGAAGACUCAGGCCAAUGCUAGCCAGAUAUUCUGACACGGACUAUGGCGUGUGGACUUCUUCAAAAUAUAAACGAAAGAAACAGAAAAUGGAACAAAAUGUCGUCUUCGCCCGUUUUUUUCUGUGACAAUCUGUAAGAAUGAGGGCCCCCCCCCCCCCCCCGUUUUUUUCCUUUCCCGAUGUUUCCUGUUAGCAGGUGUGCUUACUCGACACACACACUCAAACGCACACACUCUUUUCCACUCGUGCUGAAAAAUCGACCACUUGGUUUUAAUUUUUGAGCAGAUAAGAAACAGAUUAAAAACAUCAGCGAAACAGCAAACCCUGACACUUCAGAGGUUGCUUACUCAUCAAUCAAUGAAAGAGUAAUUAUCCUUUUUUAUUUCUUUUUUACACUAUUUUACAUAUUAUUGGGUCUAAAUGACAAAUUGGUACAAAGAGUUUGGGGAUUGCUCCAGUGAAGAGCAAUUAAGAAAUGAAUCGUUGCCCAUGUUUACGAUUAUCGAUUCACACUUUUGCAUUUGUUGCAGGAUAUUCUGUACAGAGCAAACAUGUGACGGCUUGUCCCUCAUUUGAAUCACGUACUACUUAGCUUUUAAAAAGAGAGAAAUCACAUUGGACAGCACUUAGCUCAAAGCAUGCGUGUCCCUUUACUUUGCAUACAGAACACUAGUGACGUUAUUGUACAGACACAGAACAGACUUAACGUUCUUUAUUCAUAAUAUUUUUCACCCCUUUUGCAAAUAUUUUGAUUUCUUAACGAGUAGCUCAAAAAAAGGACACGAUUAACGGGCGAGUUUUGGCGUCGUGCCGCUCGAUUUAGUGUGUAGCUAAAUCCACAAACUCCCCGUGUGUAGCAUCAGGCGGCACGCUGUUGUGUAAGCAGCGUGGUAGCAGUCAGUGUUUACAUGGAGUAGCAGAUAAUGUAACAGACGGAGGGUCACGCCUCAAGAGAGCAGCAGUACUGUUUGUUUCUGUUGUUGUUCAAAGCACUUGUAGUUAAAGGUAUGCAUGAGGGUAAUAGUCAACAGGGUAAAAUAUGUAAAAGCCACGAUGUGUAGAGAAAGAUUUCAGAGCUGGGCGAGUGGAUCGUCCUCUAAACUCUGACCACAUGAAUUAUUUAUGUAAUGAGAAGGUCCAGAAGAAAUACGACUACACAAAGUGGCUUUACAUCAGCACAGAGGCCUAUGAAAUAAAAAAAAGAAAGUAUUACAGACCACCAAAAAACAAAUAGCACACAUCGAUUUCAGUGUCGAAAAAGCUGUCAUCAAAUCAACCGGAACCAUACUUUUUUUUUUUUUUUGUCUUUUUCUGUGAGACAUGGAGAACUACGAGGCGGAAAAUCAAAAAAUGUCUUGAAACUGAAAUGAAACCAAAUAGAUUCCCGUGCUUUGCCCUCUCACUGUGACAGACAACAUGGCACCGAUCUGUUCAACAUUUAGGCUUUCUGUUUACUUUUUUUUUUUUUGGACAGCAAAACUAUGGUGGUUGACAUCCUCAAAAAGUUCCACUAAUAUUCCCAUAUCACCGAGGAGAUAUUUAAAACUGUGACACGUUAAUGAGUCUAUUCAAGUCAGGAACAGAAACUGUGCGUCCCUUUUAGUUUGAAUUGUAAUUUUUUCGGGCAAAAUCACCAGUUUGCAUUUUAAUUAGAUCACAGAAUCAGUGUCAGAAUGACCUCCUCUUCAAAGUGAAUCCCCCUCCUAGAGAAACACAAGUCUGCGUGAUUAAUCCUCACUGUUGUUCCGACAUUAAUCGAGCUGGAAGCGGCUGAAUCGGCGCCUCAGCAACAGGUGUGUGUCUGUGAAGCGCUGCUGCACACAGUGAAGAGCCAAUCUGACGUGCUUCAUGUCGUCCUGCUGUGUUGUACAAAGGAUGCUCUCCACCGCUGAAGAGACUGUGAAAAUACGAGACAGCUGACAGAGUGUCUAAUUGGCAUUUCUCACAUUUGUUCCUCACAUACACCACAUGUUUGUCUCCCUCUCUGAUCUCAUUAGCUGUUUUCAAACAGAUGACACCGACCAGCUCGCAUAUUAACUCCAAUGUGUCCUUCCUGUAGGAUUGUUCUGAAAGAACUCUAAAACUAGUGAUUCAUGAUGAAAUGUGUGUUCAAAAGAGAAAUCACAUCACUUUAGGUGUUUUUUUCUGGGUAUUUUUUAAACUUGGGUCUUACUUAAGGGGAUUGAAAUGUGAGAAAUGUACAAAAUCUAUUUUGUACAAGAAGUUAAGGGGUUGCUCCAGUAGAUUUCUUCAGUCAGCAGCCGUAAAACAGGCUGCUAUGUUUUAAGUCAGGGCAGCCACUAAGAGCAAAACCAGGUGAAAACGUUACUGACAGAAAACCUCCAGAGAGAGACUAAGAUCCUUUUUUUAAUUCCAGAAACACCAGUUAUAUCUGUGUUUUCAAAACCACCAGACUCCAUUAACCAAAACAGGACUUUCAUCAUCUCCUGUCUUAUUAGUUUUUUGUUGUUGUAUGACUUUGUUGUUUAAAAUGUUGCAUCAAACACAACUCAGUAUUUUUGUAGCAAACACAAUUUAAGAAAGAAGCAGCAGAAGCAGUGAUAGACCAACUCAUGUUGUGUUCAUGGCUACAGUAAAUUGCUGUUUUUUUGUUCAUGGAGCCUGGUGGUUUAGAAGAGACUGAUUGGAUGAAAGUUGCUGGUGAAAAUAUUUUUUCCCUCCAAGUGAUCUGUUCAGUAAUGUAGUCAGACUCUUACAGUCUGUCCUAACAGCUAGCAGCAUGCUACGCAAGCUGGCGUGUUUCAGUCGUUGCAGCGUUUCUUAGAAAUAUGACCGAAGAUUAGAUGUUUUUUUUAAGCUUCUGUAGUUUUUGAGACCAUUAAAGUAAUGUUUUGAAACACGUGCGUAUAUUUUUUUAAAAGCCCAGGUUUGAAAAAUACCAGAAAUACCGUCAUCCCUACCCUUAGAAAGAUUUCACAAAUCCUCAAGUACAAGUGAAAUGUAUUGCUGCUGUUGGUUCAUCAUCAAAGUGUAACUUUAUCUGGGUGAUACUGUCGAUAAUUGUUAUAUGAGUGCCUCUCAUUCAUGCAGGGUGGCUGCAGGUUUACACUAAAAAUGCAGCCACUCUGAGCUCCAGCAGGGGAGAAACAACAUUUCCAAAUAAUCCACUUGACUUCAUCCCUGUCCUGAAGAGCAAAAAUGGGACGAAAGCCGUGAGGAAAUGUCUUUUUGUUGUGCUUGUUUCACGUCAGAGAAAUGUGGAUGUAACAUUUAUUGACUGCUUGUUGUGUCACGAUAGGGGGUUACAAGUAAAACAGUAAAAAAAAAAAAAAUAAAGCCUGACAAUCAGGUCUGUAAACUUUUAUUUGUUUUGAAAUGUAUCCCGUGUUGUCUUAACUGCGUGAACCUUCCUCAGACUCCACUUUAAUUACAGUAUAGAGGACAAUGUUUGUGCCUGCCUGAGCAACCAUUAGCUGAUCCAAUCAGUUACAAGACUCCGGGACAGCGACUCUUAUUCUCCGAACGAUUAUCAAGCUGCUUAUUUAUCCUGCACUGCUGGUAGAGAAAAAAAAAAGACAAAGCAAAAUGAACAUGUUUCUGUGUUCACGGAGGCUCUGCUUGUUAUGUUAGCCGUAGCGUCUUGUUAAAAAUGAAGAUCUGUGGCACAUUCUCAAGAUUUAAUAACAGCUGAGGCCAGAGAAAAUGGCCUGGUUUCCUGGAUACUGACCAAAAAACACUGCUAGGAUAGUGUUUCCAGGCUGGCAAUCACGGUUCAAACAACGAAAGCGCAAUUACUUUCAGCGUCUCCGGAGAGAUCUGUCUCCACUGGUGUUUAGCCAGGUACCAAGGCUACAAUUAUGAGAUAUCUAACAGCGGGUUCUUCUCAGGAAGAGAGCGUCUGAUUUAAUUAGAAACAAGCAAUCACCACAGCCUGGGUCACUUUUUGAUUUCCACAUACGAGGACCGCUCGUGUUGUCAUGGCAGGCACACAUGUAGCCAUCUUACUUCAGACUGUAGCUCUGAACUCAGACAUCAGAAGGCACAAAAUGGACACAAAGGAUACAGGACAGAAAAGCUGCUGUGACCUGGUGCACUUUAGAGACACAGGGACAUGUAAUGGUUUAGCACUGUUCUCAUACUGUAGCUCGUCUCCCUCAGGUUUUUCUUUGCAGCUUCUUCUUUCCGUUCCACUUUAUUCCUCUUACAAAAGACUGCCUUAUUACAUCUGAAUCAGUAAACGCACUCUCCUCCAAGCUGUUUCUUUCUUUCUCCGAACACUCAUCCCACACAGCAGCAGAAACUCCUCAUCCUAUUUUACUUUUCAAUUAUCCUUUGAUCCCCAAUCUUCUGUUCACUGUAACUAUGCUAGCUUUAGCACUUUGCUCGUUUUGUAAUCAUGCAGCCAGAGAACUUCUAUUCCCAUCUCUGCUUUUCUCCCUCCUCUUCCUCCUCUCUGUUUGGACUGUUUCCCACUUGUUGCAUGGAAUAAAAGAGGAAAGAUGACUGGGGCUAAUGCAUGUGGUAACGUAGGUAAUGUGUUAUCAAAACAGAACAAUCAUUUACAGCAUAGCACCCGUGACAUUUUGCUUAUGGCUCGUUUCUGCAGAUGGUUUGCACCCGUCAAGCUUAUAUUUUUACAUCAUACUUCAUUGAAUUAUUCAAAAUGACGUCAUAUCCUGAAGACUAUUUUCUUCAGAGGGUCGUUGUCUUUCCAGACUGAAAGCAGGAAAACUAGAAAUAGAAAAUAGAAACAGAUAAUUGGAUGAAUUCUGCUUCUUUUAUCAGUGACAAAUACAAAGCAUGAUGUCGUUGUAUUUGCUGGUGGAUUUAGAAACAGAUGGAGGUAUUUAGGACCAGAAAAGAGUUCAGUGGCCAUGAAAAUAUCAAAACAGCAAACUUGCAAAAGUAGCUUUUAAAAUGUUCAAACUUGGAAACAAAAAGUUUUUUAGCAUUAGUCUUUUGUUGUGAAAUGACUGAAGUCCUGCAGGGGGUGUGCUCAGUGCUGCCACUGGUGGCCAGAAGCUGUAUUACAACAAUAUUAUAGCUUAAUCUUAAUACUUAAUCCAACCCCAUUUUAUUUGUAAUAAUUUCUAUUUUCUUAAAUGAUAAGACCAUUUGGUAACACAGUGCAAAUAGUUUACAAAUUAUACUACAUAAUUAUUAGCUCGUGCAUGACUAAUGAUGAUGAUGAUGCAUCAACUAAAGCAGGAUAUAUAAAUAUAAAGUCAUAAUGACUUCAUGAUAUCCUUCAUGUUGUCCCUGCAUUGGUUAAAGUAGAUUAUUUGUACUCUUAUGUGAAUUGAUUCAAACAUUUCUUCUUUGAAUAAAUCAUGACCUGCUGCUUUUUUUUAAAACUUUUUAAUCCACCAACAAGUCACAAGUUUCUCAUGAAACAUGUAAAGAUUGACAGAGCAGGAACACACUAAGCAGAAACUACGACACACAAAAAUGACAGGCUUGCUUUCAAAUUCAGACUUUGGGUAAUUGCAGGAACGUAUGGUGAUAAAUUAGCAUACAAGCAACCUGCGAUAUCCUCCCACUGCAAACUGUGCGAGCAAACUACGAGCCAAAAGCAGAAUGUCACUGCCGCUAACCUUAAAGGAUAUCUCUCUGUCUGUCAGUCAAUGUACAGU
Labrus bergylta (ballan wrasse) is the source of this 6946-nucleotide messenger RNA. RefSeq names its product fibroblast growth factor 14-like. The record is from RefSeq and is a predicted model, not a curated record. Gene Ontology annotation, biological process: regulation of voltage-gated sodium channel activity. Gene Ontology annotation, cellular component: nucleus; cytoplasm. Gene Ontology annotation, molecular function: sodium channel regulator activity; growth factor activity. Lineage: Eukaryota; Metazoa; Chordata; Actinopteri; Labriformes; Labridae.